CGCGCAAGCAAGUGAGUGCAAACUGCAAAGUACUUCGUAAGCUGGGCUAAUUCUUAUCACAAUCCAUGCACUCGCGAUAAAUUAGCAUAUUCCACCCGCUCCGCUCGACUGAAGCGAAUAGUCCGAUCUUGAACUGAGACUCGGCGUGCCUAUUGCAGGCACCAGCCAUUGUUUUCUUGCGGCCACUCCCGCCAAGGGCAAGCCUGCUCAGCGGCAAACGCCGGCCUCUUUUCCUUAGCCCAACAAGCAGACAGGCAGGCGAACAACACACUUCACCUGCAACAGACCGGAAUAGUACAAAAGAAGAGACAGAACCGCAACCCUCUUCAAAAAUGCCCAAGGCAGUCCAUGGCGUGUUGAUCACGUGCGAUCCGUCGAUCAAGUCCAUCAUCGUCGAUAUUAACAACACGCGCAAUGAUAUUAUCGUUGAGGACAUCGAUGACACGCAUUUGUUGAUCAAGGAAUCAAUGGUUGAUAUGCUAAAACGACUGCUGGAUCAGAAGCUUUCAGAGACCCAAAAUGACCAGGCUGAUGAGAGCUCCGGGUCGGACUCUGAUAAGCAGGCCCGCCCGGCUAAAAAGGAGUUCUGGGCAAAGAAACGAAAAGGAGCUUAGUCCUAGGAACCAGUAUAUUGUUUUCCAGUCCAUUGUGUCUUGGCAUACCCAGCAAAUUCCUUUGUCGGUGGGCAUUAUAGUGCUGCGGUCAUUUUGUACUCGAAACAUUUAGUUUGCGGUUCAUGAAUAAAUACAUAAUAGCA
Molecule: messenger RNA, 757 nt
Organism: Pyricularia oryzae 70-15
Lineage: Eukaryota; Fungi; Ascomycota; Sordariomycetes; Magnaporthales; Pyriculariaceae
Exons: 3
Coding region: 333-614 (93 amino acids)
Biological process (GO): nucleotide-excision repair; transcription by RNA polymerase II; transcription initiation at RNA polymerase II promoter
Cellular component (GO): transcription factor TFIIH holo complex; transcription factor TFIIH core complex
Source: RefSeq, a predicted model, not a curated record